UACCAGGAAGGCCAUUGUGUUGUCUCUUUUGUUAAGCUAACCUACUGACCGCGUUGCGCCUUUUUUUCAACACAAAUCUCGUUGGCAGCAAAGUGAAACAUGUCCACAAACAUGCCACCGGUUAGCCUGAAUCUGGAGUCACAGCUUUUGUCCAUUAUGGACGUGCUGGUGAAAGCGGCGGUGACAGAAAUCAGCCAGCUGUUCUCGGAGAGCUCGGCGUCUCUCCGUCUGCAUUUAACCCAGAGCUUGAAGGAAAACGAAAACCUGAGGACGAGGAUGAAGGUUAUGAGGAGUGAGCUCUUCUCUCUCAGGCUACAAACCAGAACUAAUCGACCAGCGAGCCGCUUUUCUCCCAUCAGAGGAAACAUAACCAAACCACGAGCUAAGCCACAAGUUCUCAUCAAAUCACAAGUGGCUCAAAAGGCGGGUGGGGAAGCUGCUUCUAUCGUCCUGCAGUCGGAGAAAAAGACCACCUCCUCUGCAGCUCAAGUGCAGUGUGCAGAUGUGGAGAGUCCAGAUGUCAUUCUAAUCAAAGAUGAGGAUGAUGUGGGUGGAUGUGGGCCAGAUGUUGGUGAUCAGGGUGACUUUAGAAACCACAGUCUGCAGGGCGGUGUUGCAACAGGAGCUCAGAAUUUGGAGCCAGCUGGUUCCUCUUGCUCGACAGGUGAUAAUGAGGAGCUGAGAAUCGUGUGCGUUCACGGCCGAGGCGAAGGGCCUCUACAGGAUGAAAGUGACACCCUCUUCUCUGCGUCUGAGCUUCAGGCUUUUAGCUCUCUGUCCGACCACAACGUCAGCCACGACAACCUCCUGAAUUUCACCACCGGCGCAAGUGACAGAGCUCCAAUGAGAGUCACACAGGAUAACAGUGCCGGACUGGUGAGAAACAACCAACUUGAAAGAAAUAAUUCCACACAAAUGGCUCCGACAGCAUCGAACCCUGGAUUGAAAUCACCACUAGUAGUAACUGAGGGUCAAGUGGGGCACCCCAGCCACAUGAGCCAGUUCCCACAGCAGCAGAACGUCUUCCCUCACACCGCCAACAAAUGGCUGGAGUGCAACUUCUGUGGCGAGCACUUCCACAGCCGCGAAGACCUCAUCGUACAUCGCGCGAGUCACACCGGGGAGUCUCCGGUCCCUUGCUCACUGUGCGGCAAGUCGUUUGUCAACAAGACCACACUUAGCAUCCACAUGCGCAUUCACACGGGCGAGAAGCCGUACGCAUGUGCGCAGUGUGGAAAACGCUUCACGCAGAACGGCAGUCUGAAGAUCCACCUGCGGACACACUCUGGAGAGAAGCCGUACACCUGCAGUCAGUGCACAGCCAGUUUCAACAACCCCAGCAACCUUCGCAGACACAUGAUCACACACACCAACGGGGCGCUCUGACCCCAACGGACUAGAAAGACUUGAUAGACUUUGCAGUUUAGAAGCACUUUUACUGUCAUUUGUGCCACAGUGUAAAACUGUUUUGGAUCACGCGCACUUGUAGAUUCCAGGUACGCUGACACAAACAAGCAUGAUCGCUGUUCAGAUUUUUUAACUAUAGGAAAACCGGCUUUCUAUUCUCGAGCGUGCACAACAGAUCCUCAAAUGAAGACACUGAAAUAAAGAACCAUGUCACAGUUAGCAGUGGGUGACUGUGGAUUACUUCUGUUUUGGUCUAUGUUAUUUCAAAAUGGGAUAUCAAUUAUCAUUUAAAGCCUGGACCACAAAAUAAUUGCCAGAAAAUGUUUAAUGAAAUUACUGAACAUUCGGACAAGUUUUUAAAAAUAAUAUUUGAAUACUAAUUUGCAUAUAUGAGUUUAACUUUGUUUCAUAUUUGCUCAUUUUUUGUGUUAGUACCUUAAAAAUGUCAUGUGCAAUUUAUUUAGGUUUGUCAGGAGGAAAAAUUACACUAGAAAUCUCAGAAAUUGCUGUCAAAUGUGAUACGCUACGCAUUAAGGGGUUAAAGUCUAUUUUAUAGCAGACUUCUGUAUCGAUAAAGCACCACGACAAGACUGUUUGUGGCCAGAUUUGAGCAUUUCUGAAUUUUAUUUAUGCACCACAUUUAAUACAGUGUUAUAAAGCAUCCCAGCUCCAUGAUUUGCCCACUGCAGCAAACUGAUAUUUAUUAAAUUUCUGUUUUCUGACCCCAGACUCUGUUCUAGGAAGUACGUUCAGCAUACCCAGGUUAUUCCCUUUAUCUGGAUUCACUUAUCCUAACACUGGUAAUCAGGAUAAGCAGUCACAUGAAGCUGGUUAUCAGCUGGCUAAUUUAGGGUUUCCUCUCCGUGUUCAUAUCAAAGGGGUGGUGUUGGCAGCAUCUGACCAAUCACAAAGAUGGAUAAGUGACAGCAGAGUGGCUGAUUUUACACAAAAAGAUCAAACUGUAGUAUUAGAAAACUAUGAAGCAGUUACACAAUACAAACUGAAAGUAACACAGAUUCUGCAGACAAAGCAGCAGCAGGACUGUGUGUAUGCUUCAAGUGUUUUUGUUAGUAAGACUGGAAAACACCUAUUGUUUUUAAUAAUAUAGCAAGUUGAAGCCAGGAAAGAAAGCUGGCCAAAAAUGCAGACUGUGUAAGUUAACAGAUCCAUCAAUAUCACAAUUCCGUUUAAAGAUCUGAUAGCUGAUAGGUGGUGAUUUUAUACCUGUUGAUCUCUAAUCUCAAAUAUAACCCACACUGGUCUGCAGCAUGAGUUACCAUGGCGAUGUCCAACCUGCAAGAAGUGAAUAAAGGUUAACCCUGAAGUUACCGGGCUUAGUUCAAAUCCACUGAUGUAAAGCUGCUUUUAUAUACUAUAGGGAUACUUUUAAGUAACUGCCGAGCUUCCUCAAAUAAUAAGAUUUAAUUCAGUCUGAAUUUUAAACAAAUUGAGAACGAAAAACACAAAUCAUUACUUAUAACAGUUGUUUUUACAUGUGUAUUAUUUCCUUUAAAAACGCACUACCUCUACUGUUGUCAUUUUUUGCAGGUCUUUUCCUCUUUUUUGUACUUCCUGGAUAGAUAGGGCAAUAAUAUGCUAGUCAGUGUGGAUAUUCUG
Pelmatolapia mariae (spotted tilapia) is the source of this 3024-nucleotide messenger RNA. RefSeq names its product zinc finger and SCAN domain-containing protein 2-like. Gene Ontology annotation, molecular function: DNA-binding transcription factor activity; RNA polymerase II cis-regulatory region sequence-specific DNA binding. The transcript has 4 exons. The coding region runs from base 100 to 1386 and encodes 428 amino acids. The record is from RefSeq and is a predicted model, not a curated record. Lineage: Eukaryota; Metazoa; Chordata; Actinopteri; Cichliformes; Cichlidae. Gene Ontology annotation, biological process: regulation of transcription by RNA polymerase II.